This is a messenger RNA of Xenopus laevis (African clawed frog), 3645 nucleotides long. RefSeq names its product Sad1 and UNC84 domain containing 2 S homeolog (gene sun2.S). The record is from RefSeq and is a predicted model, not a curated record. The transcript has 23 exons. Gene Ontology annotation, molecular function: protein-membrane adaptor activity. Lineage: Eukaryota; Metazoa; Chordata; Amphibia; Anura; Pipidae. The coding region runs from base 781 to 2895 and encodes 704 amino acids. Gene Ontology annotation, cellular component: meiotic nuclear membrane microtubule tethering complex; nuclear envelope; nuclear inner membrane.
GAACUGGAAAUACAAUUUACAUAUAUUUAUGGAGUCUGUCAAAGUGUUUUCAUAUUCUUUGCUUCUUUAUAGAUGGGAACUGAAUCCAAAUUACUGUGAUGCAAAAAAAGUCAACCCACCCUACAGCGAGGGGACACAACUCUUGGAUCUCAUAGACAUGUCUAUCCUAGACUUUCUCAUGGAUGCAAUCAUAAAAGAAGAGGGAAGUGCGGCCACGGUAGCCACCCUCGCAGGGGGGCUUGGAAUUGUCUGAGGUUGAGCCCUUCAGUUACAUGGAGAGUUUUGACAGUUGCACUCCUGGUGAGCUCCAGAAACACCAUUCCAAUGCUGGCAGAGGAAGACAUGGUUUUCUUAAAUCAUUGGAAUCAGGUUCAAACGUCACUCAUAUGAUGACCUCUCCAUUCUGGCACCUCUGCAGCAGUGUUGCAGUUUCAUUUAUUAAGGUAAUGAGGAAAGGGGCUGCUUGUAAAGGGACGCUCAACCUGAAGUACAUUUUUUCGUGGAAAACUUCCUGUAUCAUCAGUGUCAGGUGGUUUCCACUGGCAGUUUUGGAAAACCGAGGAAGACCCAUGCACCCUCAUAUUGUGCCUCCUCCCAUUUUUGUCACGGCGGUUUAUUUGCAUACCAGCAAUUUGUUUUCUCGCCCAAUCUGAUCUAUUUCCUUUCUUCACCGGGGGGAGAAAUACUGAAGAUUUGAAUACAUUUGGUUAAGGAAACUCACAGCAAGUCUAAGAAGGGAGACUCAUUCUAUAUAUAAUAUUCACAACCAGGCAGAAGAACAUGUCUCGGCGGAGUAAACGUCUCGGGACACUUGAACAAGAGGAUGAUAGGAUCAGCACCAGCAGUAUGGAGAGUCAUUCCUUAUACAAAGAGGGCCCUACCAGGAGCCUGAGGAGAAAAGUGAUCACCCUAAAACCAACCCCACGCCAGCCUACCCAUCACUCCCACUACAGUGAGAAAAGCAGCUACAUUACCACAGACAAAUUGGGGCAUUCUUCAGAGCUACCAGAGACAGACGACGAUGCCUCCUACUGGGGAGUGCGCUCACGUGUUGGCUUGGAGAGGUCAUACCAGAGCAAAAAUGGUGUCACAGAAACACAAUCCUCUUAUGACAAGUCUACUUCUUCUUCUGGCUAUUCCUCUGAGGAAGAUUAUAUAGGCCAGCCUGGGCCCAGUGAAGAUGUUACACGGAUUUCCCGCUGGAAAAGCAUGGCCAAAAGUGUUGCAAAGCUGCCCUUGCUCCUGUUCUACUUCCCAGGGCGCAUGUUUAGUCUCCUGUAUUGGUGGCUUGGUACCACAUGGUACCGUCUUACCACCUCUGCCUCACUCCUGGAUGUCUUUAUCUUAACCAGACAUUACAGCAUCCUAAAGAAAGCUCUGGUUAUCCUGCUGCUUCUGCUCUUAUUAGCUCUGGUUGGUGCAGGAUUAUGGCAUUUCUAUCCUUAUGGGCUUGGCAGUUUGACUAUAAUCCCUACAUCAUUAUUUUCUGCAAAGCAUAACCCCAUGGGAGAGGGCAUCCCACUGAAACCAGAGCAAACAGAAUCACAAGCACAAACUCUUUUUCCUGAGACAGAGUUUAUCUCUCGCAUAGAGUUACUGGAAAGAAAGUUCCACAGUCUGGAGAAAGGACUGGCCUUGUUCCAGCAACAGAACAUGGCAAAACCCAGGGAAGCAGAAGUUCCAACAGAUGCUGAUAUUAGUCGGGAAGAAGUUAUACAGAUUUUUGCAGACCAGUUCAGUGGUAGAGAAGCUGAACUGAUGGAGGGUAUCUUACAGCAAGGGGCCAAGAUGGCCAAGAAUGACUUGAGGAACCUUAAAGAAGAGCAACAAGGAAACCUUCACAUGGUCAUACAAAACAUGGAUAAUAUGUUCAAGGAUGUGGAAGCAGAGAUUUUACAGCUCAAGACAGAUAUGAAAAGUUCUGCCACAGACAACUCAAAUAAGAACCUCAUGGAGGUAGAGGGAAGACUAAGUAGUGAACUUCUGGGGAUACAAGAACAACUGAAAGCUGUAAGAAAAACUCAAACGGAUUUGUCACAGAAAGUGGAAACCUUCCCAAAGCAAAUACAGGGCGUAAGAGAUGGAGUAGAAUUGCUCUUUCCAAAAUGGUUUCAAACUCAAAUGGAAGCAGAAGAUGGAAGAACCGGGCCCCUUUCUGAGCUCUUUCUGCGUCGAGAGGAGCUCCAAAAACACUUAGUGGAGCUAGAGAGGAAGAUUUUGGCUGGAAUAGCAACAGAAAGGAAUGAAUGGGCAGCUCGUGCUCACACCUCUGUAGACAGGGAGUUGCAGGCAGGAGGACUCUCUGAGAUAACCAAAAAGGAGGUGCAUGACAUUGUAAACCGUGCAAUCCAAAGAUACAGUGAGGACCGGAUUGCGUUGGUGGAUUAUGCUCUGGAAUCUUCAGGAGCCAGUGUUAUAAACACAAGAUGUUCUGAAACAUUUGAGACAAAGACAGCUCUUCUCAGUCUGUUUGGUGUCCCCCUCUGGUACCAUUCCCAAUCUCCCCGAGUUAUUCUCCAGCCGGAUUUGAACCCAGGCAAUUGUUGGGCUUUCCGAGGGUCUCAGGGUUAUGCAGUUAUUCGCCUGUCCAGCCGUAUCCACCCAACAGCAGUAACUAUUGACCACAUCCCUCGCUCCUUGUCACCUAAGACCACCAUUUCCAGUGCACCCAAGGAUUUCUCAGUCUAUGGUUUAGAGGAAGAGUCACAGAAAGAAGGACUUCUGUUGGGAAAUUUCACCUAUAACCAGAAUGGGGAAGCAAUACAGACCUUUUCCAUACAGGGAGGAGACAUAUCCAUGUAUCAGCUGGUGGAACUGAGGAUUCAGAGCAACUGGGGCCAUCCGGAAUACACCUGUAUUUACCGUUUCCGAGUUCAUGGGGAGACAGAGGUGUAGCAGAGUGUACGGUGCAAGACUUCAACAGGACAACUGCAGGAGUUACACUCUGUGCAUCACAGAGCCCCUACUCCCUGCCCAUUAUUACAGGCUUCUCGUGUGGAUCUAGUCUGAGAGCCAGCCAUGUUCUGCUUUCUCCAACCUAGAAUCCCCGGACCUAUUGCUUUUCUUCUCCAGCUACAGAUCUAUCAGGAGACCUUUGUGCUUAAGCCUCUAAUUAGCUUUGAAUGUGUCUUGAACUCUUACAAAAAGUGAUUUUGCUACACAAAGUAAGUUAACUAUAAGCAAAGUAUUUGUAAACCAGGGAAUUGGAUUGGAGACAAGUGUGUAGCUCUGUAGGAAACUUUUCUAAGAGCUAGAGAAGAGGGUGUCCCGUGCAAACAUGUCCAUAGGAAAAUGCUAGGCCUGCAUCUGUCCAACAAGGAAUAAUUAUAUACUCAUGUUACAAUGCAGUUUGUAGGGACAGUGUUUGUACAAAUGGGAUGCUUUCUCCUAAUUACCUCCCUCCCAUGUUAGAAGUGCUGUCCCCAUGCAUAGAAUGGAGGGGUUAAAAUAACAUUUAAUGCUUGCUAGUGCAGCCAAUGGCUAUUGAUUUCAUGCUACUUUCAUUCUCCUGUUGGCCAGCUACAUUUGGUGACUGGUUUUAGGGUAAAGAGACCAGGUACCAUGGCCCUCCAACAUAAAAGGGGUCCACUACAGAAAGGCAAGGGUAGAUAAAAAGGAAUGAUUCUGGAACAAUUGUUUUUAGUA